AACUACUUCGAUCAUCGGAGGAAGGACGAGGAUAAAAUGAUCGAGGAUUUGGGGUUUGAUCACCGGUAUCAGGAUUCUAGGGCUGGAGGCGACGCUGGUGGAUUGGAUUUCAGCAAUUUCAAGCUUGUUCAGACCGCCUGCGUCAAUUUCGGAAAGGACCGGUUCGAUAUUUUGAGGUCCUUGUCGAGACAGGAUAUUCAGAAUUUGGUGGGUUUCGGAUGCCCAAGUGCAGACAAGAAAGUGGUUUUUUCUGCAAAAUUGUUGAGGAGACACGUGCAUCUUGAUGAAGGAGAUGUUUGUAGUUCCUGCAGUUUGAGGAAUUCCUGUGAAAGAGCUUACCUCCUAACCUUAAAAGAGGAUGAGGCGCGGACUAUUGACAUUAUGCGU
This is a messenger RNA of Morus notabilis, 387 nucleotides long. RefSeq lists its product as uncharacterized. The annotation marks the transcript as partial. The transcript is spliced from 3 exons. Gene Ontology annotation, molecular function: mRNA binding. NCBI's taxonomy places the organism in Eukaryota, Viridiplantae, Streptophyta, Magnoliopsida, Rosales, Moraceae. Gene Ontology annotation, cellular component: cytoplasm. The record is from RefSeq and is a predicted model, not a curated record.